This is a messenger RNA of Maylandia zebra (zebra mbuna), 3251 nucleotides long. NCBI's taxonomy places the organism in Eukaryota, Metazoa, Chordata, Actinopteri, Cichliformes, Cichlidae. The record is from RefSeq and is a predicted model, not a curated record.
GCUGCAAACCUGAAUUCAGUGCGAACCUUUGGGACAGAUGAGUGAAUCCUGGGACUUUGUAACUUCCAACAUUUCUCUGCUGAAUGCAAACCAAGAAUAGGCUUUUAAAUAAGAAGAUCUCAGUGGUGGUGACAUAAUCACUGGUGUAAAGACAGAUUUAGAGAGCCUGCAGAGGUCUGUGGACGUCUGUAGGUCACAGUAAAACUUGUAAGAUAUUAAGUGUGUAUUUCUUUUCCUCUGUGUUAUACGUCUGUCUCUCCGUGUGGCAUUUGCAUGUCUGUGUGGGUUCUCUGGCUUCCUCAGACCAACUGCAUGUCAGUCCAGACGUGCAGUCGGGAGGUUAUGUGAAAUGCACUCGCUUUCUGCAUGUUCCUUUAUGGCUUACAGACACACACACUAACUCAUACCCUACCACACUUAAACACACAGACACGCACCAAAUCUCGUCCAGGAGAUACAUUACUGUCAGGAGUCUUUUUGCUUCCUACUAAUGUAAGAAUCCUUCCAAGGAGACAGAUUAAAUUCUAUUACAUGCCUCAGUGUGUUUCUAUGUAUAUACUGUAGUUUAUUUCAUUGGUAGCCUGUCCAGGAUGUACCUGGCCUCUCACCCUAUGGCAGCUGGGAUAGGCUCCAGCCCACCUCCGCGACCCUGAAAUGCACUAUAAAUGGUCAGGCAUUGAGAAAAAUGUUCCAUCUCAUUAACUUCAGAAGUUUAAAACCUUUACUGAAAAUGCAAAUCGUUUAAAUGCAUAAUAAUAAUAAUAAUAAUAAUAGAGUCAGAUAUUUUCUGUUUGGAGUUUUCUCCCGUUUAUCCUGCCGAGGUGCUGUUCCGUGUCAGCCCAGCAGGAGGCAGAGUCUCACACGAACCCGAAAACGACGAGAACACGAAGAAGAGUUGCUAACGCGGAAGUCGUCCGGGAUCUUAUCUUCACCUGGCUGGAGUUUUGUUCCCCGUGCAAUUUACUCUUUCCUCUGGUGGACGUUUUAAGCGGGAUGGCGGGUCGUGAUGCAUUGGUCGGUGCGAGCGUGCUGAAAAGUUAACGGGCGGUUGAUAUCCGGUGCGGGUCAAUGGACGCCAGGACCUGAGCUGCUGUUUUGACAGCUGUGGUGAUCCGCCAGCACCGUGUCCAUCUGUCCGUGUGAGGAGCCGCAGAGAGCGGACAGCGCAAGACCGAACUGAGCGUCUGCAAAGUUACUGGUGAGCGGACCGAAAGGUGAGACCAACCGUCGGCAUUUCCCACCGCCUCGGAGUAAAACACCUGCUCCUGUUCUUGCACCCCCCGGCUCUGUUCUCCUCUGCUCAUCUUCAGUCUCCAGCUGCUCGCCGAAACGUGGCCAUGGCUUCUCCCCGGCUCAAGUACCUCUCACUGGGUGUGCUGGUGUUCCAGACCACCUCCCUGGUGCUCACCAUGCGUUACUCCCGCACCCUGCAGGCCGAGGGCCCGCGGUACCUGGCCUCAUCAGCGGUGGUGGUGGCCGAGGUCAUGAAGAUCCUCACCUGCGUCCUGCUGGUCUUCAAGGAGCACAGUUACAGCAUGCGCGCUCUCAACAGCGUCCUCCGUCAAGAAAUCAUUCACAAACCCGUAGAAACACUGAAGCUGGCGAUCCCCUCAGGGAUCUACACACUGCAGAACAACCUGCUGUAUGUCGCCCUCUCCAACCUGGACGCAGCCACCUACCAGGUGACGUACCAGCUGAAGAUCCUGACCACGGCCCUGUUCUCGGUGUCCAUGCUGGGCCGCAGGCUGGGCGUGUACCAGUGGCUCUCGCUGCUGAUUCUCAUGGCUGGCGUGGCCCUCGUGCAGUGGCCCUCUGACUCUGCCUCCGAGAAGGAGGCCCCGUCUGCUGGCUCCCAGUUCGUCGGCCUCGCCGCAGUGCUGGUGGCGUGCUUCUCCAGCGGCUUCGCUGGUGUCUACUUUGAGAAGAUCUUGAAAGAGAGCAAACAGAGCGUGUGGGUCCGCAACAUCCAGCUGGGGAUGUUCGGCCUGGUGUUCGGGCUCCUCGGGAUGAUGGCCUAUGAUGGGGAGCGAGUGAGGGAGUCUGGAAUGUUUCAGGGAUACAACACGGUCACCUGGACUGUUGUAGCACUGCAGGCCCUGGGUGGUCUGGUCAUAGCAGCGGUCAUCAAGUACGCAGACAACAUCCUCAAGGGCUUCGCUACGUCACUCUCCAUCAUCCUGUCAACGCUGAUAUCGUACUUCUUGCUGCAGGACUUUGACCCAACCAGUGUUUUCUUCCUCGGGGCCGUUUUAGUCAUCGCGGCCACUUUCCUGUACGGCUACGAAGGCAAGCCUUCCCCCAAUCCCAGCAGGGCGUAGGACACACGGCUGAAACUACAGCAGCUGCGGGAGGUCGUGAAGACACGAAGGGAAAGGAGGCCUGGACUGCCUUUAUGUUUUCACAUAUAGUGUGAAAACAUAACGGAGGAUGUAAGCAGGUUUGGAUCAGAGGAAGGUUUGUUUUGUUUUGUUUUUUAAUUUUAUAACAACGCUGUGACAAGUCUCACACCAAAAGUGCCUCAGCUGAGAAGGAGAAGCAAGGAGAGACGAAACCAGGAGGGCGUUUUACUUUUCUUCUGUGAUUACAACAGCGCACAUAAUCCAGCGCCCGGUGAAGGGAAACUGGACCGACUGAUUGUCUUCACCAGGAACUAGUUUGACUGCCUGUUAGUGUUACGGCCACAUCAGUCACCCAGUGUAACAAAGGAGCAAAGAACCAGAGGGUGGGCCUUUCUAACUAUUCUUCCAAGCCACAUUUGCCACGUAGCCCAGUGGCUGCCGCCUUCACCUUGGGGUGUUUAACGCUCUAACAGGUACUCCUGUCCUGUUUAAGCUCAGAGUCAGAAUGAGCUUCAGCUCUGAAACUACAACACCAAGCGGAGACGUUACACUGAAUAUUGGAAAUCAUGUUAAUGUUUGGUGUAAGUAUUUGCACUGUUGACAUUUAAAUCUAUAAAUUAAUUGGCGGUUUAACUUAUUCAUUAGGCUUAGCUUAGUUUUCAGAACCACUGUUGACGGUUAGCGUGUCCUCUGCCUGUGUAACAGUGUCAUUUGGUGAUUUUUGUGGCGGAAUAAUCAGAAUGUGGUCCAAUGAAACUGAAGCUGGUUACAUCAUUUACAGAGAAAGUAACGUUUGAUUUGAUGAUUUUUUUUUUUUUUUUUUUUUUCUGAAACUACUUUUUUUUUUGGGAUAAAGCGGGUAUAAUUAAGAACUUUAUUAUUUUAAUUACCAAUAUGUGAAUCUUUUAUAAA